This is a messenger RNA of Phaedon cochleariae (mustard beetle), 1422 nucleotides long. NCBI's taxonomy places the organism in Eukaryota, Metazoa, Arthropoda, Insecta, Coleoptera, Chrysomelidae. The record is from the annotation of a GenBank genome assembly.
AUGAUGGCCUACUUAGGAUUUUUCACAUCGGCAAUAGUAUCAUUUUUUCAAUUCUUCAUCAACUACAUAAGAACUGUUUAUUUGGCUUUCAAAUUAGAUGGCCCAAAAGCUGUUCCAUUUCUGGGAAAUGUUUUAUUACUGAAGGAUGAAGAAGAAAUGGAGGCGGUUGGUACCCAUGUAUACGCAAGGCAUGGACCUUUCAUGAGAAUAUGGGUUUCGAUUCUUCCAGUAAUUUUCAUCUACGAGCCCAGUCAUCUUAGAGUCAUUCUGGGCACUAACAAGUAUUCGGAAAAAAACAUUUUCUAUUCCAUUCUGCAUAAUUUCAUUGGUGAAGGACUGAUCACGAAUAAUGGAGAUAAAUGGAAGCGGAACCGAAGACUGAUACAACCGCUUUUCCACGUGAAUAUUUUGGAAACGUUCAUCGAAGAAUUCCAAAAUUCAGCCGAAAGAUUUGUUGAUAAAUUAGAAGGAGUUACCGAUACUAAUAUAAAAAUUUCCACCUUCGUUAAUGACUGCGUUCUGGACAUUCUCCACAAUACCGUACUAGGAAUACCUGUGGAUAAGGAUUCACCAUAUAGACAGGGCGAGGUACUUUUAGUAACAAGAUUAGUGAGACCUUGGUUACUUCUGGAGAAAAUCUUCAAGCAAACCGAAUCAGCUGAUAAAGAACAACAACAAAAAAGAAGUUUGCAUGAGUAUACGAAAAAAGUACUUUCACAAAAAAGAUCGACGAAUACAUUUUCCAAAAAAUGUUUAAUGGAUAUGCUUGUUGAAAUAGCUAGCAACAACAAGGAAUUCACAGAUGAAGAUUUGAUAAACGAAACAGUGACUUUCAUGUUAGCAGGACAAGAUUCAGUAGGCGCUGGAAUAGCAUUCUCCUUGUUCUAUCUCGCUAAAUAUCCAGACAUUCAACAGAAAGUUAUUGAGGAAUUAGGAACCAUUGGAACUAUAACUGGUAUGAAAGAAUUGAACGAAAUGAAAUACUUGGAACAAGUGAUAAAAGAGACUUUGCGGCUAGCACCAAGCGUCCCAAUCUUGGCCAGAGUACUGACAGAAGAAGUUGUUUUAGAUGGAAAAACGUUCCCUUCAGGAACCAAUUUAUUAAUUUCGCCCUACAUCACUCACAGACUUCCUCACGUUUUCCCAAAUCCACUGGAGUUCAACCCAGACAGGUUUUCACCUGAAAAUUUGGAGAAAAUGCAUCCUUAUGCCUUUUUGCCAUUUAGUUUAGGACCAAGGAACUGUAUAGGAUAUAAGUUUGCCUAUUUGGAAAUGAAAUCAGUACUUUCUGCUAUUGUUAGAAGGUUUGAAUUAAGUUUGAAACCGGGGUAUGAUAGUUAUCAAAUGAAAUAUAGAACAACUAUUAGAGCCAAAGGAGGAAUAUGGCUACAAUUGAAAAGAAGAGAGAAUGUUAUUCGAUAA